GGACGCAGCACGUCCCGGCUGUCUGCGUAAAGGCGCGCGCCGGAUCACAAAAUGGUUCCUGAUGACUGCUGCACGCGAACGCACCCAAACUCUGAAUUUCAGCCUUUUUCCAGGUUUCUGAAUCAGCAGCAGCAGCAGCGCGGAGCCAGGCCGGACUGAGCCGAGAGAUGAGGAGAAGAAAACGGGUCUGUGUGCGCAGCCCGCCGGCGCACAUCUCCAUCUACCAGUGCGCAAUAAUUGAAAUGGCGCAUUUGGCCGCGGGCGGCUGGAAGGGCAGAAUGCAUGACGAUAGACGUCAUUUGGCUCCAGAGCCAGAGGGAUGUUUGAUGUUGCUGAAACAGAGGAGCUGUCGGGAGGAGAACGCGGAGGAGGAGGACGGUACCGGGACGGCUUCUGCUGAAGGUUCGCAUGUUUGGUGGCUUUUAGAUUCUUCGGAUAAAUCAUCCCACAUCUUCCCGUCCACGGCGCGCAGAGACCGCAACACACCGCCCGCGUUAUUGUAUCCUAAUCCUGGCCCCCGGGGGGUCUGAAGGGCCCCGGGCAGCACUUCUCUUUCAGCCCUCCUCUUUAUUCUUUCGGCGGAGACACGGACAGACACUCACACACGCACCGGAGGACGGCGAGGCGGACUGACGAGGACGCGCAGUGAAGAGCAGCCGGUACCAGACCUCCAACCCCGGGACGCAGCAGACACACGCCGGUCUCCAUGUCUUCUGUGUCGGUGUCCUCUCAGGAGGGGCGGAGCAUGUCCAGGAUGUCUCUGAGCCGCUCACCUGUGUCCCCCAUGACCGCCCAGGGCAUCCCGUCAGCCGCCCAGCUCACCAAGUCUAACGCCCCAGUCCACAUAGAUGUGGGGGGGCACAUGUACACCAGCAGCCUGGCGACGCUCACCAAAUACCCCGAGUCCAGGAUCAGUCGCCUGUUCAACGGCACCGAGCCCAUCGUGCUGGACAGUCUGAAGCAGCACUACUUCAUCGACAGAGACGGAGACAUCUUCCGCUAUAUCCUCAGCUUCCUGCGCACCUGCAAGCUGCUGCUGCCGGAAGACUUCAAGGACUUCCCCCAGCUGUACGAGGAGGCUCGGUUCUACCAGCUGACCCCGAUGGUGCGGGAGCUGGAUCGCUGGCAGGCGGAGCGAGAGGCUCAGCGGGCGGCGCCCUGCGAGUGUCUGGUGGUUCGCGUCACGCCCGACCUGGGCGAGAGGAUCGCACUGAGCGGAGAGAAGGUUCUGAUCGAGGAGGUCUUCCCCGAGACUGGAGACGUCAUGUGUAACUCUCUCAACGCCGGCUGGAACCAGGACCCCACCCACGUCAUCCGCUUCCCCCUCAACGGGUACUGCAGACUCAACUCUGUCCAGGUCCUGGAGCGUCUGUUUCAGAAGGGCUUCAGCAUCAAGGCGUCCUGCGGCGGGGGGGUCGACUCGUCCCAGUUCAGCGAGUACGUCCUGUGUCGUGACCUGCGGCACAGCCAGUCCAUCACCAGCACCCCGAUCCGGAUCAAACAGGAACCUCUGGACUAACCACCACCCUUUGCGGACAGUCUGAGUCCAGCUGGAGGACGAAGACGUUCAGGACACAUGUCGGGACUGGCAGACCUUUGACCUCUGCUGACCUUUGACCUCUCAGUCUGAAGAGACUCUGAUCCUCUCUGGUUUGAUAUGAACAGCUUGCUGCGGGCGCAUAACUCUUUUAUAAACCAUUCUGAAAAUAUGUUUAUGUAUCUGUUAGUUUUGUGUCUCGUUCUCACCUUUAAACUCUGUAAUGAACUCAAA
This is a messenger RNA of Micropterus dolomieu (smallmouth bass), 1771 nucleotides long. RefSeq names its product BTB/POZ domain-containing protein kctd15-like. Lineage: Eukaryota; Metazoa; Chordata; Actinopteri; Centrarchiformes; Centrarchidae. The coding region runs from base 707 to 1519 and encodes 270 amino acids. Gene Ontology annotation, biological process: protein homooligomerization. The transcript is spliced from 5 exons. Gene Ontology annotation, molecular function: protein binding. The record is from RefSeq and is a predicted model, not a curated record.